Molecule: messenger RNA, 1311 nt
Organism: Colletotrichum lupini
Lineage: Eukaryota; Fungi; Ascomycota; Sordariomycetes; Glomerellales; Glomerellaceae
Exons: 4
Coding region: 1-1311 (436 amino acids)
Source: RefSeq, a predicted model, not a curated record
AUGUUCAUCGACGAGAAGGAGACUUCUACCGUGGUACCUGAAGCCACGAACAAUACGAUAGCAAGCCUACCACCUUUGUCGGAGCUGGCCGCGUCUCCCGAUCCGUCAGCAGGGCUGUAUAUCGAGUCGCGGGGCGGAGAGACGGUACAGGUCAAGAUACCGCGGGACUGCAUCGCUUUUCAGACCGGCGAAGCUCUAGAGCGCAUCACGGGCGGCAAGUUCAAGGCAGUACCGCACUUCGUAAGGGGAGUCAGGGCAGCUGUGAGCGACGGACGCGUCGCGCGUAACACGUUGGCCGUCUUCACCCAGCCAAACCUUGGCGAGGAGGUGGACAAUGAGCAACACAUAACGUUUGGCGAGUUUGCGCGGGGCAUCGUGGCCAAGAACACUUCGAGUGUAGCCGACCCCGAUGUUGGAUUUGUCAAGAUUGUUCGGGGCCACACGGUGGGGCACCCGACAGCAGGGGCCCGGCCGGUAGUCCCGGAGCUCGCUACUCUGUGGACAAGGAGCUCUAUCAACACCCGGAAGCUACCCCGCCCCCGCCGCCUGCUCCAAUGGGGGCCUUUCGUCACCACUUCUGUCAGAAACACUGCCCGCCUCCAACGCAACAUAAGCACCACCGCCACAUCCCGUUUCCGCUACACAUCACCAGCAAUGGCCGUACCGCCCAAAUUCGCAGCUCACAAGCUGACCUUCGGAGCGGAACCCAAGCCCUCGGCCGACGGCGUCCCCGCGCAGCCGCACACCAUCGAGCUCUACCUCGACUACGUCUGCCCCUACUCCGCCAAGCAAUUCAACACAUUUUACAACGCCGUCGUGCCCGCCAUCCGCGCGAACCCGGCCUGGGCCGCCAACCUCGAGGUCAUCUUCCGUCAGCAGGUCCAGCCCUGGCACCCCUCGAGCACCUUGGUUCACGAGUCCGCCGUGGCCGUCGUCAAGACCGCGCCCGCCAAGUUCUGGGCGUACAGCGACGCCCUCUUCAAGGCGCAAAAGGACUACUUUGACGCCAACGUCGUCAACGAGCCGCGCAACGAGACGUACAGGCGCCUCGCCAAGCUCGCGGGCUCCGUGGGCGUCGACGAGAAGGCGGUGCUGGACCUGCUCGUCGUCUCGGACAAGCCCGACGCCGAGGGCGCGCUCAACGUCGGCAACGGCGUGACCAACGACUUCAAGGUGCUCAUCAAGCUCGCGCGGUUGACGGGCGUGCACGUCAGCCCCACGGUGCUGUUUGACGGGUACCCGAACAACGAGAUCAGCUCCGGCUGGACGCUUGACCAGUGGAAGGAGUGGCUUCAGAAGAACAUUGUCUGA